Molecule: messenger RNA, 567 nt
Organism: Raphanus sativus (radish)
Lineage: Eukaryota; Viridiplantae; Streptophyta; Magnoliopsida; Brassicales; Brassicaceae
Product: protein CYSTEINE-RICH TRANSMEMBRANE MODULE 12
Exons: 3
Coding region: 128-328 (66 amino acids)
Cellular component (GO): plasma membrane
Source: RefSeq, a predicted model, not a curated record
UGUUUUAUCUUGUAUCCAAACCAAGAAUCAUAUUCCCGAAUCACACAGUCACAAUCUCCUUUUGUCUGUUUCCACUUGCGAAUUGAAAGAGCCAACACAAAGAGAAGAGCUUCUUCUGUAAGAAAAGAUGCAGAAAGACAUGGGAACCGCAGAGGAUCAACAUCUUCCGCAAGGAUAUCCAGCUGCAGAAAAAGUCUCUGAACAACCAGGACAAGACGAGAAGAAGAAGCCAAGGUUUUUCGAGACAGAGCAGAAAGGAGACAGAGGCUUCAUUGAAGGAUGUCUCGCUGCACUAUGCUGCUGCUGGAUUUGUGAAAUGUGUUUCUAAGGUAAAGAAGAACACUACAGUGUGUCGAGCUACCUUGUGUAUCUAUUAGUGUGAGAGAUUGCAGGACUAUAUAGUAGACCAAUCUGAAACUUCCUAUACUAUGUGUGUGGCGUUUGUAUGUAUUGUUGUAAGAUUGCAGGACUCUAUAGUAGCUUAAUCUGAAACUUCCUGUACUGUGUGUGGUGUUUGUAUGUAUUGAAAGAUGAUUAUUAUACUAAUAAUGUAAAGGUGGUCAUAUU